Haliotis rufescens (red abalone) is the source of this 1449-nucleotide messenger RNA. RefSeq names its product BTB/POZ domain-containing protein 6-like. Gene Ontology annotation, molecular function: protein binding. The coding region runs from base 82 to 1449 and encodes 455 amino acids. The record is from RefSeq and is a predicted model, not a curated record. Gene Ontology annotation, cellular component: cytosol. Lineage: Eukaryota; Metazoa; Mollusca; Gastropoda; Lepetellida; Haliotidae. Gene Ontology annotation, biological process: neurogenesis. The transcript has 3 exons.
CUCUCUCCAAACGCAGGAGAUAUCUUUGUUGAUAUGAAAUGAACUAACAUUGAAGGCCUUUGUAUUUCGGUGAGACUGUAGAUGUCACGUGACGUCAACCAGGAAGCAAGACCGGGUAGUGUUGUCUCGAGGUGUUACACAUACAGGCACAUCAUGACAACUGAUGUUGACAAUUGGCAAAAUGGGAAGACCUUCCCGGAAACCAACCUGCACAUGUUGGACAGUUUGUUGUUGACUGAUGUGACCUUCCUAGUUGGAGAUCAAAGGGAGACAAUCCAGGCUCACAAAUUCAUUUUAGUCAGCCGUAGCUGCGUGUUUCACGCGAUGUUCUGUGGAUCGAUCCCCGAGACGGGCCAAGUACUGAUAUCUGAUAUUCAGACAGACAACUUCAAGACCUUUCUAAGGUUUCUCUACACGGGGGAGGUCACGUUAACUCCUAACACUGUCCUUGGUCUGAUGUACGCUGCUAGAAAAUACAAUAUCACAAGACUGGAAAAGCGGUGUGAGAGGUUCUGCUUAGAAUCUCUGUCGCCUACCAACGCAUGUCUAUUCCUACAACAAGCAGACCUAUUUGAUAAAGAAGACCUGAAAGAAAGCGCUCUUGAAGUCAUUAAAUCCAAUGCCGAGGUGAGUGUUGCUAGCGAGGGAUUCCGUGAACUAAGCAAGGAUUGUCUAAAGCUGAUCCUGAAGACAGGUGACAUGAGAGUUGACGAGAUUUGCAUCUUCCGAUCUGUGAUGUCGUGGGCAGAAGCUGAAUGUAGACGUCAGGGAAGGGAAAUAGCUCCAGAAGAGAAAAGAGAAGUUCUGGGAGAAUGUUUGUUUCUCAUUCGUUUUGCAUCCAUUUCAAUGGCGCAAUUUGCCACAACUGUCUGCAAUGAAGGUAUUUUAAGUGAUGCCCAUGUCAUAAUGUUCUUACGAAAAUACUCUAUCAGCCACCUGGAUAUACGGCCGUUCUGUGACAUAUCUCGGAAAUCUCCUGUCUAUAUCUUGUCUCGCUCACAUCCUGACCAAGAGUCCCACUCGACUUUUUACGAUACAACCUCUAGAUAUGAUGCGUUGUAUAUAUCCUGUGAUACCAGUGUUCACCUGACCGGGCUGAGCAUGUACCCUGGGAGCCAGGAAGGCAAGGUGUAUGUAGGCAUAGUUGUUACUGACAGUGAUGACACAACCCUGCUGAAGCAUCACCAGGGCGUGGAUGUGACAGAGGGGCAACUCUCAGAUGUGGUGAUGUUUCCUUCACCUCUGUCUGUUAGCAAAGGAAAGAAGAUAAAAAUCAAAGUCACCAGGUCGCACAAUUCAUUUCAAAAUUAUACAUGUAAAAUGAACAAUCGGCGAGUAAUGAGGCAUGAAGCAUCUGGUGUUGUGUGGACACUGGAGCACUGUGAGGAAAGUGAAUUUGAGAACAGCCUAGCCUAUGGAUUACUUACUGGGAUUUUCUACGAAUUGUAG